AUUUUACGAUAUAUUUAUAAAACAAACCCUUUAUGUACAAAUCAUUUUAUAAAUACUUUGAAUCGCGUUGAUACCCUCGCAUAUAACAAUGAGUAAGCUUACUUUCUUAUUUAGUAAUGCAAGAACCAGAUAAGGAUUGCUCUGGCGACAAAUGUAUUAAAACAAUGUGCAGACCAUGCUAAACAUCAUUGAGUUCAAAAUGAAUUGGCUGCAGGUUUGCUUCAUUCUCGCGCUGUGUUCUUACGGAUCGCUGGCCGAGGAAUUGCUGGAUAUGAACUGUGUUAAAAUACCAGUGGGCAUCAAGGAGCGAAUUUUUAAUGGUCAAACUGCUGACAUAAAGUCUCAUCCAUGGAUGGCACAGAUACUCACUCAGGGAAAUCAUCGCUGUGGAGGCUCGCUGAUAAGUUCUCAAUUUGUUCUGACAGCAGCGCACUGCAAAAGCCUACAUCGUAUGAAAGUGCGUUUGGGUGGAUAUGAUGGGACCCCGUCCAGUUGCACUUGUUCAAGCAACUACUGUUCACCAUUAAGUGGAGAAUUUGAUGUGAAGAGGAUAUAUGUGCCCGAUUCCUACACGAGCUACCACGAAUUUGACAUUGCCCUGCUGCAGCUGGCAGAGUCGGUAAUUUAUAAUGCUCACAUUAGGCCGAUCUGUGUGCUGCAAACUUCGAACAAGAACAAGCAACAGCGAUUCCUGAACUACGUCCCCAUGUUCAAUGUGACCGGCUGGGGAAAAACAGAAUCGGGUCUCCCGAGCACAACACUCCUGUCUGCCAGCUUAUACCAUCUCGACCGCAGAUACUGUUUGCUCAACUUUAACUGGCAAAUAGGUUGGCCACACAUCUGUGCUGGCCAUUCGCAAUCCUCCGCGUGCACCGGAGAUUCGGGCGGUCCGUUGAGUGCGGAGAUGACCUUUUCGGAAUGGAAACGCCCUAUUUUGUUCGGAAUAGUCAGUUAUGGGGCUCAUGAUUGUCGUGAAGCUAGCGUUUUCACGAAUGUUUUGCAUUACUCUACGUGGAUUAGCCAAAUAGUCCGCACACACACAUCCGCUCAAAAGUCUACAGUUUUCUCUGACCACUUCCAAAUUCAAGGCAAAAAUAAUUUUUGUAAUUUUAAAUAUACAUUUAUUUAGAAGUGCUCCAAUGCAAUACAAUCAGGUCCCGAGAAGUCAAUCAUAUAAUUCCUGGAACUAGUACAUAUGUAUGUACAUACAACGAAUGACUUGGAAGUAACGAUAAGCUUUU
This is a messenger RNA of Drosophila erecta, 1241 nucleotides long. Its product is annotated as chymotrypsin-like protease CTRL-1. Gene Ontology annotation, biological process: proteolysis. Gene Ontology annotation, molecular function: serine-type endopeptidase activity. The record is from RefSeq and is a predicted model, not a curated record. The transcript is spliced from 4 exons. NCBI's taxonomy places the organism in Eukaryota, Metazoa, Arthropoda, Insecta, Diptera, Drosophilidae. The coding region runs from base 176 to 1129 and encodes 317 amino acids.